GGAACAUCUCACUUCGGAUCCCCUUUUUUUCCGCUCCCGCACAGUUAUUUCCACUUGGGCACGAGUGGGAGCGCAGUGCUGGAGAGAGGGGGUCGGCACCGAGCCCGUGAUAGUGGGGCUGCCUUCUCGUGCCGGGCGUAAGAGAGCACGCGUCCCGCCGUCGAAAGGACACAUACUUCACAGAAAUCAUCUGGAAGCUCGGAGGAAUGGAGCAGACCUACGGGGAGGUGAACCAGCUCGGGGGGGUGUUUGUGAACGGUCGACCCCUUCCCAACGCCAUCCGCCUCCGCAUCGUGGAACUGGCCCAGCUCGGGAUUCGACCCUGCGACAUCAGCAGGCAGCUGCGGGUCUCCCACGGCUGCGUGAGCAAGAUCCUGGCCCGCUACAACGAGACGGGCUCCAUCCUGCCCGGAGCCAUCGGGGGGAGUAAGCCGCGGGUGACCACCCCCAACGUGGUGAAGAACAUCAGGGAGUACAAACAGAACGACCCGGGCAUUUUCGCGUGGGAGAUCCGGGACCGGCUGCUCGCGGACGGGGUGUGUGACAAGUACAACGUGCCCUCGGUGAGCUCCAUCAGCCGCAUCCUGCGGAACAAGAUCGGGAACCUGUCGCAGCCCACGCAGCACGAGAGCGCCAAGCAGGCCCACGCGCAGGCCGCCGCGCUGCCCUACAACCACAUCUACCCGUACUCGUACCCGAACGCCAUGUCGCCCCCCGGGGCCAAGAUGGGCAACCCCCACGGGGUGCCCGUCACCGGGGGGCACGUGAGCAUCUCGAGAGCCUGGCCCUCCCCCCACACCGUCAGCAACAUCCUGGGAAUCAGAGCCUUCAUGGAUCCCACAGCAGCAAUCGCCGGGCCCGAUGGGUACACCCCGAAGAUGGAGGACUGGACCAGUAUGGGGAGGACAGCGUUUCCACCUCCGCACGCUGUCAACGGGAUGGACAAAAGCGCGAUCGACAGCGACGUCAAGUACCCGCAGCCGUCUUGCACCCUCUCGAGCUACGUCCCGGCCUGCGCCUACUCCCCCUCUAACCAGUACGGGGUCUACAGCGGCCCGCCGGGGGGCUACGUGAGUCCCGGGCACCACUGGCAGUCCCAGAGCGCGAGUCUGUCGCACGCGGGCGGCGGCGGCGUGACGAUGCACGCGGGAGAGAUCCACGCUCCAAUGGUGUUCAAACACCCACCGCGAGACGAAGACAGGAAGCCCCCCAGCCCCUUGAUCAAGCAGCAGCAACAGCAGCAGCACGAGGCGCUGAGCAGCGUGCACGGACUCUCUCUUUCUACCUCAUCGUCGUAACGGCGAGCAGCGACGCGCGGCAGCACCGGGAACUGUUAACGCUUUAUGAUGUGCAGCGCAGCCCUUCUGUAGUUGAGCGCAUUUCAAGGAUUCAACCAGUAAGUGAAAAGCACUAUAUUUAUGACUUGCAAGCUGAAGUGUGGACCGUGGGCAGCUGUUCGGACACACGUGCAUACUGUACAACAUACUGUACAGCAUACUGUACAACAAUGGCCUUCCAAGGCUGCAUCGAGCGAAAGGAAUGUACAAUUAUGGACAGGAUGUAUAACUGUACUGUAGUCUUCUCUCCUCCGUCUGCGGUGUUGGUGGUGGCUGGUUGCCUUACCUUUCCAUUACACGUGUGCAUGUAUCUUCUACAAAGUUCAGAUCCCAAAUGCAAAAAAAGAAA
Messenger RNA from Scleropages formosus (Asian bonytongue), 1686 nucleotides. RefSeq names its product paired box protein Pax-1-like. Gene Ontology annotation, molecular function: RNA polymerase II cis-regulatory region sequence-specific DNA binding; DNA-binding transcription factor activity, RNA polymerase II-specific. The record is from RefSeq and is a predicted model, not a curated record. Gene Ontology annotation, biological process: anatomical structure development; regulation of transcription by RNA polymerase II. The transcript is spliced from 5 exons. Lineage: Eukaryota; Metazoa; Chordata; Actinopteri; Osteoglossiformes; Osteoglossidae. Bases 207 to 1298 code for a protein of 363 amino acids.